Messenger RNA from Diceros bicornis minor, 3221 nucleotides. RefSeq names its product cytohesin 4 (gene CYTH4). Gene Ontology annotation, biological process: regulation of ARF protein signal transduction. Gene Ontology annotation, molecular function: guanyl-nucleotide exchange factor activity. The transcript has 13 exons. The coding region runs from base 115 to 1299 and encodes 394 amino acids. Lineage: Eukaryota; Metazoa; Chordata; Mammalia; Perissodactyla; Rhinocerotidae. The record is from RefSeq and is a predicted model, not a curated record.
GGCGAGCAGGAAGGGGCCUGUGUAGCCGAGGUGACGCAUCCCUGCCUGGCCCCCCGAGCAGCAGCUGGGUCAGCGGGCAACGGGACUGCGGGCCACCUUCCCAGGGGCUCCAGGAUGGACUUGUGCCACCCAGACCCCACGGAGCUGAGCAGCGGGGAGACCGAGGAGCUGCAGCGGAUCAAAUGGCACCGGAAGCAGCUGCUGGAGGACAUCCAGAAGCUGAAGGACGAGAUCGCAGAUGUGUUUGCCCAAAUUGACUGCUUCGAGACGGCGGAGGAGAGCCGGCUGGCCCAGAAGGAGAAGGAGCUCUGCAUCGGCCGCAAGAAGUUCAACAUGGACCCCGUGAAGGGCAUCCAGUACCUUACUGAGCACAAGCUGCUGGCCCCCGACGUCCAGGACAUCGCCCAGUUCCUGUACAAGGGCGAGGGCCUCAACAAGACAGCCAUCGGCACCUACCUGGGAGAGAGGGACCCCAUCAGCCUGCAGGUGCUCCAGGCCUUCGUGGACUGCCACGAGUUCGCCAACCUCAACCUGGUCCAGGCCCUCAGACAGUUCCUAUGGAGCUUCCGGCUGCCGGGUGAGGCCCAGAAGAUUGACCGGAUGAUGGAGACCUUUGCCACACGAUACUGCCUCUGCAACCCUGGAGUCUUCCAGUCCACAGACACCUGCUACGUCCUGUCCUUCUCCAUCAUCAUGCUCAACACCAGCCUGCACAACCCCAACGUGCGGGACAGGCCGCCCUUCGAGCGCUUCGUGUCCAUGAACCGCGGCAUCAAUGACGGCAGCGACCUGCCCGAGGAGCAGCUGCGGAACCUCUUUGAUAGCAUCAAGAGCGAGCCCUUCUCCAUCCCCGAGGACGACGGCAACGACCUCACGCACACCUUCUUCAACCCAGACCGCGAGGGCUGGCUGCUGAAGCUGGGGGGCCGCGUGAAGACGUGGAAACGGCGCUGGUUCAUCCUGACGGACAGCUGCCUCUACUACUUCGAGUUCACCACUGACAAGGAGCCCCGGGGAAUCAUCCCCCUCGAGAACCUCUCGGUGGAGAAGGUGGACGACCCCAAGAAGCCGUUCUGCCUGGAGCUCUACAACCCCAGCUGCCGGGGCCAGAAGAUCAAGGCAUGCAAGACGGACGGCGACGGCAAGGUGGUGGAGGGCAAGCACCAGUCGUACCGGAUCUCAGCCGCCAGCGCGGAGGAGCGGGACCAGUGGAUCCAGGCCAUACGAGCCAGCAUCACCCGUGUCCCCUUCUACGACCUGGUCUCUGCUCGGAAGAAGAAGAUUGCCAGCAAGCACUGAGCUUCCUGGGAGGUGGUGCUGGGGGCCAGCGUCCUGGGAACACCAUGACCUGUGGGACCUGGAGACCCACCUCCCCCCACAGGGCACCUUUCCUGGCCCGCAGACAUCCUCCCCGCCCCCGUACUUCGAGCUGACAGGAGAGGGGAGGCAGGGCUCAGGAGGGAGGCAGAACCACCGAGGGCUCAGAGCCUGCAGUGAGGCCCCUGGCCCUGGGCACCCAGCCGCUGCCAGGAAAGGCCCGGCCCCGCCCCCAGUCCGCCGCAGUAAGGGGUGAGGCAACCAGGCGAAGAGAAACCAGCCCCAGAACUGGCACCCUGUCCUCUGUCUGGGCCUCAGUUUCCUCUUCUGGUAAAUGCCUCCUUGCGCUCUCAGAUGCUGGCCGCCUGCAGAGUAGGAGGGGCCGCGUGGUUCCUUCCUGCCUUCGGUGAUGGCCACGCCUCCUCCUUCUGCUCAGGGGGUUUCUAGGCCAGCCCCUCCUUGGCCUCAGCUGGGGGUUGGCCCUCCCCGCCCAAGGGACACACACGGACAGGACCGCUGGGAGACUCCAGGAGCACUGGACUAGGAGCCCAGACCCCGCAGUCUCCGUCCCAGCUCCGUCUCCAACUUGCUGUGUGCCCUCUGCCAAGUCACACUUGUCUCUGGUUUGGAUAGAAAUGCCUUCCCCCCCCCCACCCCCCGGGCUCUGUGGCCCCUGCCCCCACCGACAGCAGUAGGCACAGCCCUAAGUGCAGGUCCCGGCCCGGCAGUGCAAGAGCUGGCUGCCUCCCUCCUCUGGGACUGCUUCCUCCAGGUAGGACAGGGUUGCACUGGGUCUCCCUGAGGAGCUUCUGGCUGGAAAUGUCUGCACUUACUGAGCUGGAGGGGGUCUGGACCGAAGGCUGCUGGGGAGCCGAGAGCAGAGUGGGCUCCAUCCUCAAGGAUAUUCAUUUUGGAGGAGGGCCAGGUGGGACUCCUCAAGAAAAUGGCAGAGAGCAUCCCAGAUAGACAUACUCAAGCAGGACUGUGGUCCAACCAAGAAGCCAAGAAGAGUGCUUUAUGAGCUGUGGUGACCAGGAGGGCUGCCUGGAGGCAGUGGCCACGCCAAUGAGUGACGUGGCAGAGUCUCAGCCACAACAGACCUGCCAGCCCAGUGGCCAGGGGACCCCUGGUGGUGAGGGGCUGCCCCAGCGUGGUCCCAGCUUCCUGAGACCCUCUGCAGCAGCACCGUCAAGAGUGGAGCUGACUUCCCAGCUCACAGGCAGGCAGCUCUGUCUCCAGGGAGGCCCCACCUGGAGGAGGAUUCCGCCAACAGGCGUCUUCUCAGAAGCACUCCUCGCCCCCUCGCACAGGCCCUGGGGGAGCCUCGGAGGGAAGUUCCCCGGCAGGAAGACAGGAUAUGGGGUUACCUUUGCCCCACUGCCAGCCUGAGUGGGCGAGCCGGGGCAAGGUGGAUUCCCCAGGGGCAGAGAGGCAACUUCUGCUCCCCUCCACCCCCAGACACACGUGCACACCUCCCACGGAGUCAGGAGAGAGCAGCUGCCUUGCAUGUGAAUGGUGAGAGCCCCGUCUCUGGAGGUGCGCGCGUGCCCGGUGAUGAGACGGCACCGAAGAGGGUCUGGGAUGGGCGUCUGCAGGAGGCCUUGCAGGCCGUUUGAGGACUUCCACAGGCCCCGUGUCAGCCUGGGAGCCGAAUGCCACCUCUCCCAUCUCAUGUGGCCCCUGAAGGGGCAGCCGGGGGUCACGGAAGGAGCACUGGGCUGGGGGUCACGGGGUCCAAGGUCGUCUCCUGCACUGGCAUACGCUGGCUGUGUGACCUUAGCGCACUCUCUUCCCCGCUCUGGCCCUCAGCUUCCUCCCCCAUUGAGGGGGGCAACCAGUGAUUCUCUGGGCAGGAGUGGGUAUUCUGGGAAUCCUUCAGAAGAGAGACUAAAGCUCAGAAUUCA